This is a messenger RNA of Phialemonium atrogriseum, 6066 nucleotides long. RefSeq lists its product as uncharacterized. The transcript is spliced from 13 exons. Bases 1 to 6066 code for a protein of 2021 amino acids. Lineage: Eukaryota; Fungi; Ascomycota; Sordariomycetes; Cephalothecales; Cephalothecaceae. The record is from RefSeq and is a predicted model, not a curated record. Gene Ontology annotation, molecular function: monoacylglycerol lipase activity.
AUGUACUACGGAUACCACGACGCCCCGCCGCCUACGCCUCCAUGGGCCGAUGAAGUUCGCCGCUAUCAUGUUGGUGUUGGCCAUGUCGUCGACCCUCCGCUCCACUCGGUCCAAGUAUACGAAAAGAUUCUACAGCCAUCCAAACCCUUUACAGUUUGGACUACUCAACAACAACGACAACGACAACAACAACAAGAAGAAGAAGAAGAAGAAGAAGAAGUAGAAGAAGAAGCAAUCCGGUCAAGAACGGUGGCGGCUCGGGGGGCGGCUCGGGCACCACCUGGGCAGAGGAGGUUGAGGAGGUGGUGGAAGUGGGGGAGAAGCAGCAGCAGAAACAACAGCACGACGGCUCCGAGCAGAUGGCCGGCUUACAUUAUCGAGGAGGAGGACGGAUCGAGAUCCGAUAGCCGGAGGAGCGGCUCUCGACGGGACAGGAGCACGCCCUCGGCUCAUCUAUACCGCUCAACACCCGACUCGGGGCCGUCGUUGGAAACCUCGCUGAGCGAGUCAGAUGAGGAGACCGAAGCCACCGUUUCGACUGAGGAUGAGACGGAAAGAAGGCCCUCAGAGAAGCAUCACGACCACAGACGUGCGCCAGGACGGGAAGACAUAAUAUACGAGGAGGACAAUGCCAGGGACACGAGACAUCGCUCCUUUGUCGAUCGACCGAGGUCAUCGUCGCAGCACUCGGCUGACAGGCAUGGACGGCCUGGAAGGCCACAGAAGGAACAUGGGCGGAGAGGUAGUAGCCCCGAGGAGAGCAGGUCCCGCUCAAGGUCCAAUAGGCUCUCGAAGAAAUACUACGAAUCUGAUGUGGUUUACCGGGAAAGGCACCCUGCGUCGCUUCGAAGGGCAAACACGACGGGGGGUUCUAACGUGGCAUCCUCGCAAAGUGUAGGGUCCUCGGCAAGGCGUUCGUCCCUUCUCGGGAGCCUUUUUGGUUCCGCUCUUCACGGGUAUGCUCAAGAGAAACCCGUAAGACUUGUCGAAUGUGUUGUUUGUAGGGACGAUGAAGUGCCAUCCCACAAGACGGCGAAACUGAGGUGUGGCCAUCGGAUGUGCAACGGCUGCUUGAAACGAAGUUUCACAAUCUCCAUUCAUGAUCCUCAGCACAUGCCCCCCAAGUGUUGCACGUCGGACCAUAUCCCACUGAAGCAUGUUGAGAAGCUGUUCGACAAGAACUUCAAGAGAACAUGGAACAAUAAGUACGCCGAGUUUUCCACGCGGAACCGACUGUACUGCCCGUCAAGGCGGUGCGGCGAAUGGAUCAAGCCCGAGAACAUUCGCCGCGACCACGACGGCCGGAAGUAUGGGGAGUGCAGCCGCUGUAGGACCAAGGCAAAGCGGGAAGGAUGGCAGCGCUGCCACCGUUGCAAGGCCAUGGUCGAGCUCAAAGAAGGGUGCAACCAUAUGACCUGUCGCUGUGGAGCCGAGUUUUGCAUGAUAUGCGGAUCCAAGUGGAAGACUUGUGAAUGCCCUUGGUUUAGUGACGACGCCGUAGAAAGUGAUCCACUGGAGCACAUGCAAAUUCCCAUGAACAUAAGGACAGACCCCAUCACCAUGCGGUCGGAUCGUUUCGAGCCCGGACCGCAGUCGCCCAGAGAAAUCCGACUCCGAGGCGGAGGAGGUGGAUGUGGCCAUGCGACAGCAGUGCGCCCCCGGCCUCAGAGUUACGAGGAGGAGAUGCUAGUUCGUAGACUGCAAGAGCAGCGAGACGAGGAUCUGGCCCGCAGGCUGGGGGGCUUUGGAAAGUUUGCUGACGACGAUGCCUUUGACGAUUACGACGACCACGACGGCCGCUACCGGGAAAGUACCGGUGAUACAGCUAGAGUUGGAAGCCGUGCUGGACCCUUUAUGAAUGACGACCAUCGACGAGGACCACAGACCACCGUUGUGCCACCAUCCCCGUCGCAUGCCCCCUUUGACAGGGCUAGCUCGGGAACCGAUUACGUUGCGGGGGUAAACAGAGCUCGAGGGGUGCGAGCGAGCUCCUUGGAGAGACGGCUUGCCGAGCGGUUCAACUCAGAUCUCAGGCAGAGCCCGAUGCACAGCCCGAUGAGAGCAACGGCGGGACCUCCGCCUCCUCCUCCUCCACCACCACCACCACCACCUCUACAUCCGCCUUCACAUCCACACUCACAUCCACAUCCACACCAACGCCCACAUCCGCCUCCACAUCCGCAUCCUCACCCGCACCACCACCCGCACUCUCCCGCACACGCACACCACCAACCUCCCCUUAUGUCACCGUCGGGCACGGUACCUUUGGUUCCCAUGCCGCCGCCCGCGGUGCCAGGCCUCAGGAGGCACACGAUGGAGGAGGAAUUGUAUAACAGCGCGAGAAGCACCCGGCCCUCGGAGCGAGUCGUGCCGGGGCGCAUUCGGCACGACUACGAGAGCGAGGCAGCCGCCCAUGCUCCGCCCAGUCGACGACGGCAGCACUAUCAAUAUUACGACUACGACCAUCACCAACAGCAGAAGCAGCAACCACAGCAACAGAAAACGCACCGCCAGUACUACGAACACCAGCAGCAGCAGCAGCAAUAUGAGCCACAGGAGGAGGAGCCCAGGCUGUCUGUCCUGGCCGGACUGGGUGGGCCAGGGCGAGGCAUGAACAGAGUGGUUGAAUGGGCGGCCUAUGUUGAACCCGGGAACACGGCCGGGGUGGGGGUGGGCAGCGUCAAGAUCGGAGAAGUGGUCCGGUACACGGUGACCUACACCCCGUCGCACGACCGCAUCCUGCCCUCGGCCGAGUCCCUCCAGCUCCGCAUCCGGAACACGUGCGCCAUCGCUCUGCGCGCCGCCUUCGUCCACGGGCCCUACACCCUCUCGGUCGCCGCCUACCCGUCGACCUUCAACCCCAACGAGAAAUUCGCCAACCCCCGCCGCUAUGGCGUGCCCGAGUUUGAGCCCAUGCUCAAGGCCGGCGGCACCUGGAACUGCCACCUGGUCGUGCCCGACGACAUCCGCCAGAGUGCGGGGACGGGGAAGCACGGCGGCAGCGGAUACUUUGGCGGGGGCGGCGGGCCGGAACACGGCGAACACGGACACGAGGGCGGGAGCGUCUCGUGGGUCAUCGAGGUCGCCUCCCAGGUCGUCUUCUCCACCUCGGCGGCCGUCAACUACGAGAUACUGCUGGCGCGCGACGAGAAGUCGCUGAGCCUGAGCUCCGGCGUCCCCGUCAUCGGGGGCCAGGCCCAGGUGCCCCUGCCCGGCCGCCUCGGCGACUACCACCAGAGCGUCGUCGCGGGCAAGGACCAGGGCGCCGCCGCCCCCGCGAAGGGCGUCUUCUCCCGCGCGAUCCGGCUCAAGGUUGAGGACACGGCCAGCCUCUGGAACACGCCACAGCUGCCCGGCUGGGAUGACGCACAUUGUCUCGGUGGCAGGCCUCGUGGCUCCGACGGACCGGUACAGCGGGUUGCUACCCAGGCCAAGGUAGAGCGCUUUGAAGGAACCCCCGGGAAGGAGAAGCAGAAGAAGAUCCACCUCGUGGUGCUGACGCACGGCCUGCAUGGUAAUAUGGGCUCGGAUAUGCUGUUCCUUAAGGAGAGCAUCGAUGCCGGUGUGAGGCAGGCGAAGAAGGACGCCAAAGUACGGAAGGCCAAGGAGAGGGCGGCCGCUGAGCAGGAGAGGGAGGCGGGAACUGCUGCCGCAAGAGGCGGUGGCGAUGGCGCUGCUGUUGGGGCUGACCCUGACAAGGUCGAGAACCGGAGCGGGAAGGUGGACGAAAAAAACGAUGUUGAUGACGACGACGACGACGACGACGAAGAGGUAAUCGUGAGAGGGUUUUCUGGUAAUGCAACACGGACUGAGCGAGGGAUCAAAUACCUUGGGAAACGACUUGCCCGAUUCGUUCUUUCAACGACGUAUCCAGAUCAGCCUUACCUGCCCACCACAAAGGCAACUCCAGAGGUUGCCUCACACACACUCAAGACGACUGGUCAUAAACAUGGUGUUGAGGGAAAACCAGCACACAAGCACAGUACUAUUCACAAGGCACCAGUCAAAGGGCACAGGUUGUACAAGAUCACAAAGAUCAGCUUUGUUGCCCAUUCCUUAGGCGGCCUCGUCCAGACAUACGCCAUCGCCUACAUCCAAAAACACUCCCCUCUGUUCUUUGAUCUUAUUGAGCCGAUCAACUUCAUUGCAAUGGCCUCCCCCUUUCUCGGCUUGAAUCACGAGAACCCCCUGACCGGCCAAGACCUGGGCUUGACCUGGAGGGCCCCGACUAUUGCGCGGAACGGAUGGGGUGCCAUUGUGAGCAACCUCGGGGAGAACGCCCACAAGCACGUCUACGGCGAAGCCCAACCGGAGUCAAAACCACUCCUCCGGAUCCUGCCUACCGGGCCAGCACAUAUCGCUCUGAAGAAGUUUCGAAACAGAACUCUCUACUCUAAUGUGGUCAAUGACGGCAUCGUACCGCUGCGCACAAGUUGUCUCUUGUUCCUGGACUGGCAAGGUUUAGGACGAGUUGAAAAGGCCCGACGGGAGGCUGGCCUGGUUGAGACGGUCGUCCGAUCGGGCUGGGCAGAGCUCACAGGCGCCAAUGUGACUACGGCUAGGACCAGCCCUUGGGUGCCGGCCGAAGGUGAUCAGGGUGAUGAGGGGGUACCGGGAGCACCGGGAGCCGAUGCAUCUGAGGUGCCCCAACCGCCAACGAACGCCACCCUGGAGGACGACCGACAGAGUCUUCGGGCAGCCAAGAUUGCUCACCACGACUCAGGUCCCCCUCCCUCCCCUGGCAUCGAUUAUUCGGCGAGUACAAAUAACAGCAAUCCUUUCACUGGGCUCUUCAACUUGUUCCGCAGUCACGACGGUCCAAAGUCGAGCCCUGCUUCGGCUCCAAAGCAGAAUAAGAUACUCCAGCGAAGCCAGACCCUCAAAUUCGACGACUCUGCGGUCACGAGCUCCAGGUCCUCAUCCUCUUCGAAGUCCAAAGUCACGACCGGGCAUGAACUAACAGUAGACGAGUCGGAAGGGGUGUCGGCACCGCCUACCACAACCUUCUUCGAAUCUGCAGGCGACGUGCUCAAUCCGACACUUCCCACCGUGGAGUUCCUCAUCGACCCUUCGAAGCGACCACGGGCAAUAUUCCACGAUCGCAUCUACCACCCGUCCGAUAUCCCACCCGCGCCUCUCAAGCGGCGGCCUACUGUUCUUAGUCUGCGCCAGAAAUCGUUCACAUCGGGCAAUAAGUCGACCGACAGUCGUAACUCGUCUCCCUACUCCUCCAGCAACAUUCCUCAUCAAGAUUCUUCGCUAUCAAAGCGAGACUACGAUGACACAGAGCACACGAACCCGGACAUGGGCCCGGACGAGGAGGUCGACAGCUCGCAGAUGCGGGUGGAGGAGAAGAUCGCGCGCGCGUACCACCGCGACCUGUCGUGGCGCAAGGUGCUCGUCAAGCUCGAGCCCGACGCGCACAACAACAUGGUUGUGCGGCGCAUGUUCGCCAACGCCUUCGGCUGGCCCGUCAUCCACCACCUCGUCGAGGCGCACUUCAGCGACUCGGCCGCCGCCAGGACGCCCGACGACGAGGAGACCAACGACGAGCGCGCGAGGCACCCGGCCGAGGCGCCCGACGAGCACGGCGCCGAGACGACGACCGAGACGGCGGGGAAGCAGGAGGAUGGCAGCGGCAGCGGCAGCGGCAGCGACAGCGGAGGCGACCCGUCCGUCCAGCGGCUGAAGUCCGCCCAGCGGACGGUGAGCGAGGACCGCGAGGCGACGGACACCGUCUCCGACCUGCCCCAGACGCCCGACCCGCAGCAGCUGGCGUCGCCCCAGCAGCAGCUGCAGCAGUGCGACGUCUCGGACUCGGUCACCUGGAGCGACCGCGACUGGGUCGACAGCGCGGCCGAGAGCGAGGACGCGGAUCUGGAGAGCACGGCCCGGGAGAAGCGGGAUAAGGCCAAGGCUAGGGGCAAGGGCAGGGGCAAUGGCGCCGAGCAGAGCCCCAGCCCCAGCCCCAGCCCUGGCCUGAGUCCGCUCGGGGGCGCGUGGAGCUGGACCGAGAAGAUCGUGGGGAAGGGAACGGGUGGGCAGCCGAAAUCGCCCCAGAGUUAG